This is a messenger RNA of Tilletiaria anomala UBC 951, 2560 nucleotides long. RefSeq lists its product as uncharacterized. Lineage: Eukaryota; Fungi; Basidiomycota; Exobasidiomycetes; Georgefischeriales; Tilletiariaceae. Gene Ontology annotation, molecular function: zinc ion binding; DNA-binding transcription factor activity, RNA polymerase II-specific. The record is from RefSeq and is a predicted model, not a curated record. Gene Ontology annotation, biological process: regulation of DNA-templated transcription. The coding region runs from base 208 to 2451 and encodes 747 amino acids. The transcript has 2 exons.
GUUGGCAGAUUGGCAAGGAGAGCGAAAUGGAGAAAGACGUGUAGCAUGGGUGCGUAUCGGGUCAAUGCGAAUGCAAGGCCAGAGACCCAUAGCAUGCGCUUCACCACAUUGGAAGCUGCACGCCAAGAGCCUGUGCAAUCGGGCGUGACUGGGAGGCGGUAGCGCAGCGUGCAGCUGUCGGACCCAGGCGGCCAUAUCACCACCACCAUGGCAGCCAGCGCGCCUCCAGCUCCUCGCGCUGGUGCAGACAGAAGGAUUGGUGUUGGGCAUAGGCACACCGCUGCUGGUGCUGACCUUAACCUCGAAGCGGCACAUGAAGCGAACGUGACGGUUCGCAGCAACCGCGAUCACGCUCAUAUCGUCGGCCAUGACGGACACAUCUACACGCAGGGCGAGGCCGCUCGGCUCGGCUUAAUCAUUCGCAGUGCCUGCAAGGUAUGCAGGGACCGUAAACUUAAGUGUGAUGGCAGGCCCAUCUUUGAGGGUGGCUGUAUGCGUUGCGAAAAGUCCGGUACGGACUGCAGAUAUGAGGCCCGGCAACCGAUCGGACGUCCAAAGAAGCGAAAGGCAGACGGUGAGCUCAGUCAGCCGUCGACCCCAGGCUCAUCACCCGGCCUUCAGUCUAUCCCUGGCAUUGCACCGCCAUCAUACUGGUCAAACGCAGAGGCAGUUCCGACAAGUGUUGCAGGGUCGAGGAUGAGCAUCAAUCCGCUACUGCUGACUACGUCCUGCGCGAACGGCGUCUCACAUGCGUCGCCUCAUCAGGCAACGCAGCAUCCCACGCACUCACCCUCGAGCCCGUCGCUGUCCGACUUGUCUAUAGCCGCCUUCCUACAAUCGCUUGACACGCUCGAGAUCGCGGCGUCCGAUGGCUUCAGCCCGACCAUGCUGAGUCAGGCAGUCAGUGGCGGUUCCCCCCCAGCUGGAACUGCCGCGCCGGGUAGCUGGAACCUGGCAGGCAGCGCCAUCCUUGACCCAAAUGUCAGCUACGCAGUGCCAGCCGACUUCAGCUGGUGGGACCUGAGUAAGCUCACGGGAGACUAUCCCGAAACAACGAGCAACGCGGCGAACAAGUCCCCGAAUGGGAUACAGAACUGCGGACUCAUUCCUGCGCAAAGCGGACCAUCAGGUGCUUCCGACUUGGCAACUCUCGGUGCUGCCCGGUCUCCCUCGCUCAUGUGUUCGCGUGGGCCAAGGUGCGGUAUGGGCAAGGGUAGGCUGAUCACCGCAGACGGCACCAGAUGGCAAGAAAAUGACAGGGAAGUCGUUUCGGGUGCUGCUUCUGUUGAGGAGGCCGCAGCGGUACAGGCCGCGCCAACCGCUGACGACGGAAAGGUAGAGGCAUCCGAAACCGUCAAAUCUUGUUGCAUAGCAGGUCCGUCGAUGCUCGAGGUAAGCUCGGCCAAGUCUGAGCUGGCAAAAGCAGAGCCUUGUUGUAGCAAGCGUGCGAAUGCAAACUCGACACUCAUGAAAGGACAUGACCAUCCAUCUUCGUAUCUUGAGGGCCAACACCGCUCCACUCCUUCUCAUUCGCCAUAUCGAGCACCAGCUCCUCUUCCAACCUGGACAACCUACCCAGCUUCUUCCUCAUCCUCUUCAUUCUCCUCCACCGCUACCGCCGCGGCAGCAGCAAAUGCGCAAAGCAAGCGCAAAGUGUUCUGCGUUCCCAAUCCCUCCGGUCACGGCUGCACCUGCUUGUGCGAUAUGAGCGUUGCGCUCAUCAGCGUUCGGCAGAACCUACGCGAGGCUGCCUGCGCGGCGGGCGAGCCGUUCGAUGAUAGCGGCAAGCCCAGAGCAUCAUCGAGCGCCACCACGGCACUUGCACCUGCUGCCUCGCUUUCAAAGACACCAGGAGAACCGAGUUCCACCGAAUCAGCCUCACCCUUUACAUCAGCAUCAAAGCGCAAAGUGAACCCAGGUACCACGCUGCAGCUGACGCUCUCCACCUCACAGGCGGUCGCCGCGCAUUGCGCCUGCUCGGCCGAGUGCCCAACAUGCCGGACGGACCCGAGCACGCAGAUGUCCGCCAGCCUGCUCGUUUCGACCGCGCUGCAGAUCUACGCGCGCGCUGUCAAGACGCUCAAGGAGGGCAUCGGCGGCGCGCUGAGCGUCAGCAGCGGCGGUAUGGUGACCGCAAGCAGCAGCGCGCCCCUCGACAUCAAGAUUGGCGACUGGCGCCCGUCGGAGGCGAACGCGCACCGUAUUGCGUUGUUCGCUAUGAAGCUCGAGCUGCGGGAUCUGCGUAACGCGCUCGGCAAGGUGUCCGAUAUGGCUCGCAGAAAGCCGCCGAACGCAGGCGGCACACCUGGUGACGCCGCUGUCGCGCCGUCGGAGGCCAAAGGAGGGACGGGGACGUACCUCAACCCAAUCGAUCAGCUCGUCCUCGACAAAUUGCAUAUGCAACUCGGAGAAAUAUUGCAGACUGUCGAGAUGCUGGAGCGUUCGGAAUGACACAUCAGCUUUCCUGCCAUUCGCAUCAAUCGGCCUGUAGAUCUAGAUCGCACUGUUCACAUCGGUGUUGUAUUAUAUCCUCAGCAUUAGCUGUCCCUUUUGUCUCAUG